Messenger RNA from Colletotrichum truncatum, 564 nucleotides. Its product is annotated as ctr copper transporter. The record is from RefSeq and is a predicted model, not a curated record. Lineage: Eukaryota; Fungi; Ascomycota; Sordariomycetes; Glomerellales; Glomerellaceae. Gene Ontology annotation, biological process: copper ion transmembrane transport. Gene Ontology annotation, molecular function: copper ion transmembrane transporter activity. Gene Ontology annotation, cellular component: plasma membrane.
AUGGAUCACGGCUCAGCAGAAAGCGCAGCAUGCAAGGUUUCCAUGAUGUGGAAUUGGAACACCAUCGAUGCGUGUUUCCUUGCAGAAUCAUGGCAAAUAGAGAACAACGGCAUGAUGGCCGCAUCGUGCAUUGGUGUUGCCCUUCUCGUCGUGGCCCUCGAAUGCCUACGACGAAUCGGCAAGGAAUACGAUGGCAUCAUCAUGAAGCAGGUCCAGCGCCGAGCUGCCUCUCUCUCGGGCGAUUCCCAGUCUUCUGAAAAGGGCAAAAUUUCUUGCGCUACGCAGCUGUCCGACUGCGCCUCGACUCCCCAGAUUCUCACAUUCCGAGCCUCACCGGUGCAGCAGUUGGCCCGAGCCUUCAUCCACGCCGUCACCUUUGGCGUAGCAUACGUGGUCAUGUUGCUUGCCAUGUACUUCAACGGCUAUAUCAUAAUCUCUAUCGUCAUUGGCGCUGGCUUGGGCAAGUUCUUGUGCGACUGGCUUGUCGUCAGGAUCCAGGUCAGUGGGCCAGGUGUUGGUGAAGGGCCGAAGGGCAUCGACGAGACAACAGUAUGUUGCAGCUGA